UUAACUUUUUUCAAAAUUUCCAUAAUCAAAAAUUUAUAGACUUUGAAAUUUAGUUAACAAUAUGAAAUCAAUUUGUGUACUCGGAUUCUGUUUUUGUGUUCUCUACACAAUAGCAACAACAAGAGUGUUGGCUGCUGAUCUACGUUUCACAAAUUUACAAUGUGACGCUUUUCAUCCGGAAUUUGCGAAAUUUCUAAAAUGUCGUUUAAAGGUGGUGAAACGUGGUGUGAUUUCGUUAAAUAUUGAUGUUGAACUUUAUCAAGUGCCGGUAAAUAAUAUAACGGUGAAUUUGUCACUCCACAAAAAAUCGACGACUUUUCGUCCAUUUCUCUAUAACGAGACAAUUGAUUUUUGUAAAUUUAUGGCAAGUAAGAAACAUGGCAGUCUUUCAAAGUUUUUCUUCAAUGCUUUGAAGAAACAGUCCAAUAUAAAUCAUUCCUGUCCCUAUGAGGAUAACAUAAUUGUGGAUAAUUUGAUUUUAUACGAGGACACUUUUAGAUAUUUUCCAUUACCUCAGGGUGAAUACAUGAUCCAGACGAAGGUUGCCGCCUAUAAUGAUUGGAAAGCCGAUGUUAAAACUUAUUUUUCGUUAAUAAAUAGUUUUGGAAAAUGAUGGGCAAGCAAGAUAAAUUUAUAUGAAAUAGUGUAAUAUCAACUGCA
Messenger RNA from Musca domestica (house fly), 660 nucleotides. RefSeq lists its product as uncharacterized. The coding region runs from base 62 to 613 and encodes 183 amino acids. The record is from RefSeq and is a predicted model, not a curated record. Lineage: Eukaryota; Metazoa; Arthropoda; Insecta; Diptera; Muscidae. The transcript is spliced from 3 exons.